AUGAGAGGACAGCUCAACUUGAGAGGACAGAUCAACUUGAGAGGAAAGCUCAACUUGAGAGGAGGGCAGCUCAACUUCAGAGGGCAGCUCAACUUGAGAGGGCAGCUCAACUUGAGAGGGCAGCUCAACUUGAGAGGGCAGCUCAACUUGAGAGAGCAGCUCAACUGGAGAGGGCAGCUCAACUUGAGAGGGCAGCUCAACUUGAGAGAGCAGCUCAACUGGAGAGGGCAGCUCAACUUGAGAGGGCAGCUCAACUUGAGAGGACAGCUCAACUUGAGAGGGCAGCUCAACUUGAGUGUACAGCUCAACUUGAGAGGAAAUCUCAACCUGAGAGGACACCUCAACCUGAGAGGACAGCUCAACUUAAGAGGGCAGCUCAACUUGAGAGGGCAGCUCAACUUGAGAGGGCAGCUCAACUUCAGAGGGCAGCUCAACUUGAGAGGGCAGCUCAACUUGAGAGGGCAGCUCAACUUGAGAGGACAGCUCAACUUGAGAGGACAGCUCAACUUGAGAGGACAGCUCAACUUGAGAGGACAGCUCAACUUGAGAGGACAGCUCAACUAG
This is a messenger RNA of Schistocerca serialis cubense, 564 nucleotides long. RefSeq names its product seminal vesicle major clotting proteins-like. Bases 1 to 564 code for a protein of 187 amino acids. The transcript has 3 exons. NCBI's taxonomy places the organism in Eukaryota, Metazoa, Arthropoda, Insecta, Orthoptera, Acrididae. The record is from RefSeq and is a predicted model, not a curated record.